Messenger RNA from Nylanderia fulva, 13443 nucleotides. Lineage: Eukaryota; Metazoa; Arthropoda; Insecta; Hymenoptera; Formicidae. The record is from RefSeq and is a predicted model, not a curated record.
CUAUAAAGAAAAUUCAUCUAUUCGUGUUGACGCUGUCAAUGAGGAGGAGAGAGAACGAGAAACCGUUAUUUAAAAUGAUAUUCACAGUCGAUGACAAAUUACGAAUUUUUAAUGAGGAAUGCAACGAUAGUCGAGGCUGUUAUUUCGCAGAUUUCGAGAAUUCGAAUGAAAUAUAAGAAGCAUAACCUACACAAACCUUACUUAUGCAUAUUCUUGCAAAUAUUCUCGAUUCGAUAGUAGAAAAGAUCUCGUUCGAUCAAAAUGUUGGAGGGACUCGUUGCUUGGGUGCUGAACAAUUAUCUUGGCAAAUAUGUGGAAAAUUUAAACACAGAUCAGCUGAGCAUUGCUUUGUUAUCAGGGGAAGUUGAAUUAGAAAAUUUACCCUUGAAACGCGAAGCUCUGCGCCACAUUGGAUUACCGAUGGAAAUUAAGGCUGGAUUUAUCGGUAAAGUUAGAUUACAAGUGCCAGUUAGACAAAUAAGGACCGCAUCAUGGGUAAUAGGUAUAGAGCAGCUUUAUCUAGUGGCAGGACCAAUUAAUUUGGAUGAGUACGACAACGAACAAGAGGAACAAGCAAUAUUAGAAUAUAAACUCAGUCGAUUAGAUGCAUUAGAAGCCAGAUGGAGAGCUGACAUAGAACACGACCCUGGUUAUUAUGCUUCAAGUUACAGUUCUUGGCUACAUUAUGGCACAUCUUUAGUAACAAAUAUCAUUGAGAAUUUACAGUUGAAUAUUAAAGAUGUUCACAUUAGGUAUGAAGAUGGUGUUACAUUCUCAAGUGAUAAUGGUAUCGCAUUUGGUAUUACAAUUGGAGGAUUAACGGCUCAAAGUUGUGACGCUAGCUGGAUACCUGGUUCUACGUCUUGGAAUCUUACAGAUGCAUCUUUUAAACUAAUGGAACUCGAUAGUCUUUCCGUUUAUUGGAAUCACGUCAAAAAAGAUCAACUCUUUGGUGGUUUGAAUCUAGGCGAUUUAGCUAUUGCCAUGAAUGAAACCAAAACUGUGACGAAGGGACACAUUUUAUCACCUGUAAACGCAAGAGCACAUAUUAAGAGAGAUAGAACUGUACGUCCAUUGAGGUCUAUUAACAAGCCACGUAUUGUAGUGGAUUUACUUUUGGAUGAAGUACCAUUGUCUUUGACAGACAUUCAAUACGAAGAAAUGGUCAAAUGUAUCAAGGAACUCGACCGCAUAGAUCGUCGUAAGCAGCAGUUGCGUUGUAGGCCGGUAACGUUCGUUAAAACGAGUUGUAAAGAAUGGUGGAUAUACGCUGCUAGGUGUCACCUGGGCAGAGAUACGCUUAAACCUAAGCCAACUUGGGAAAACCUUCUCCUCAAAGCCAAAGAGAACGUUAGUUACGUUCAAGCGUACACUAAAUUAUUGGGCACACCGACUUCAGUCUUACCACCGGAAACUAAAACUCUGAAAGAAAAGGUCGAAAACGAGCGGACUUUCGAUGAGCUCCGGGUGUUGAGAGAACUGGCCAUGCACAAGGUGAAACCCGCAAAGUCGCAACAGGAAUCUAACACGAAGGUGCCAGAGGGACGUGGCAUGCUCGAGCAGUGGUUUCCGCAGUGGUGGGGCUGGUACUCGAAGACACCUCAUAGUAACAAUGGAACGCAAAACGGAGGUAGUUCGACCACCUUUGAUGGAGAAUUGCUGGACGUCUUGGCGGACACUAUGAAUGACGAUACUCUGUUACGUCGUGAUACGGUAUUCGGACAGUUUAAUUUCGCUCUGGUGCAGGGUGCUGUAUCGCUGUGUACCGCGAGAAAUGGCUGUGACGGUACGAAGACUGUGAUAGAACUGAAGUUCGAGAGGGUGAAUCUGAGUUACGAGUCACGACCCAGAUCCGGAUCGCACAAGUUCUCGAUCAGCUUAGGCGCGUUAUAUUUACACGACUUCCUCACAGAGAAUUCGACGUUUCCCAUCUUGGUGCAGCCGCAAAUCGUGUCUAGCACUUCUUCGCGCGUCCGUAAUUUAUCCUCGGAGAAAGUUACGAAACAAACGCCGCACCAUCUUUUUGAAUUGGUCUACGAGAAGAGGCCGUUGCACGUCAAUGUGGAUCAUUUGUUGCACAUGUACUCGCAAUCUUUGGACGUCGUGUACAAUCCUACUGUGAUAUACUGGUUGAUAGACUUUAUAUAUAAGCCGCAUCGGUCGACGUCAUCUAAUCAACAGUUGCAGGCGAUGAAGCGUCGUACGAGGAGACAGCUGAUCAAAAACUGGGAGCAGAUCUUGGAUGGCGAUUUUGUGUAUCGUUCGUCGUGGGAUCUGCAAUUUAAAAUCUCUGCGCCACAGAUCUUGUUGGUGGAGAACUUUGUCGAUUCUAAUGCAGCCGUGAUAGUGGUUGAUUUCGGCAAGUUACAUUUAUCGAACUAUGCCGACCUGAAUGAAGUAAUGCUGAAAACGGAAUCCAUUAACAGCGAUGACGAUGACGACGAGGAAGAGAGAUACGAGACGCCUUGUUCCACUCCACCAGGCAGCCAGGAAAAUGGUUCUUUAAAUGAUUUUCAAGCUUUAUCAGAGACGGAGCUACAUAAGAAAUUGUACGAUCAGUAUUGUAUUAAUCUGGUGGACUUACAGAUUUUGGUAGGUAAAGCGAAGGACAAUUGGAAACACGUUCGCAUGAGGAGUAUGUCGACUCUGCACUUUCUCGAGCGUUUCAACAUAUCAUUGCAAGUCGAACGGCGAAUCUUUACCACUUCGGAUCCUAAUUUCCCGUCGGUUACGGUAUCCGGGAAUCUGCCGAGAUUGGUGGUGCACGUGAACGAGCAGAAAGUGGGCGCGAUACGCUUGAUGUAUAAUUUACUUUCGAGCUUCUCCAGCUCGGCCGGAGUCCCACAGACGGAAGUCGUUAACGUAGAACCCGAGAGUCCCAGGAAGGAGGAGAAUUUAGAUCGUUCGUUGAGUCAUGCGGUAAUGGCAUUUAUUAUUGAUCAAAUGGCCUUUGAGUUGCAGUCGAGAGGUCGCAGCGUAGCGGAGCUGCAAGUAUCUGGAGUUCGAGCAGCUCUCAGCAAGAGGAUGGCGGAUCUAAGCGUCUCUCUCUCCGUCCACGGACUGCUUCUCGUCGACGCUCUUCAGGAAUUCGGGCCUGACUUCGAAUUAUUGGUGGCCAGCCACAAGCACGUCGGUAUGGACAGUGUUUCUGGCAGUUUGAGAGACUCGGAGCCAACGUCUCCUGUCUCGCCAGAGUCGCCCGAGUCACCAGACUUUACGAGACCACCGCGACUAACUUCGCCUGUAGCUCUGACCAACGCAUUGUCCACCUUGAUGAACAAAAACAAGACGCCACACUCGCCUAGAAACAACUCGUCGGUCUGCUUGGAAAAAUUGGACUCGGAAGCGCUGAUCGUCGUAGAGCUGACGCUGGUGGAUGAUGCUACGGAGAACUUGAGAAUGGCGAAUAUACAGUUCAACAAUCUGGAUAUCAUAGCCAAUCAGGAGACGAUAGUAGAGCUGCUGGGCUUCUUCCGAAGGAUUUUGCCGCUACAGAAAUCGCGAUCCGCGUACAUCGUGAACCGCAACGAUUCUCUGUCGAAUCAGAAUACAGAGACGAGAUUGACCUCGACCAGAACGGAGAUCACCUUUGACUUUCAUCGCUUGAACGUGCUUCUUUUGCGCGCGGUCGUGCAUGAUAACCAAUUGGUCGGGCAGAAGAUCGCUACAGCGACCAUGUCGGACGCGCGGAUACAAGCGACAUUGGCCGCGAACACGUCCAUCUCGGGUUCCCUCGGCGGUGUACAGGUUCUCGAUCAAACGCCAACUGGAAAGACCCAUCAGCGGAUCAUCAGCGUGGGAAGGGAUCCGCUGGCGGAUCCGCCGCAUCAUCCGCUCGAGCACUUCAGCAGUUUGUCCGACAACGAACAACCGGAAGCGUUUAGGUUUGUGGUGAACCGAAAUACCAGGCAGGCUAUUAGCGAAGAGGACUGCAUUGAGAUCGACCUUGAUUUCACCAUACGCGUGGCCAGCGUCUGGUACACUCAUGCGCCGCAUCUGAUAUCGGAGUUGCGUUCGUGCGCCGACGAAUUCAAGCAGUACUUGAGCAACUUUGCUCGUCAGAUCGGCGCGGCCGCUACCGACAUGGCGAUCGGUUUGGUGAACGCUGACGAUUGGACUAUUCAGCCGCGUAAACGAUUACCCAGCGUCUCGAUCGAUCUGGAUAACACGAAUGCAUUAUCACUGAGGUUGGACGUGCUUCUGGAAAGUCCGGUGCUCGUGAUACCGCGCUCUUCGCACAGCAAACAGGUAUUUGUAGCUCAUCUAGGCACGAUGUCGCUGCGCCACGAACCCAACUUAGGAUCAAUGGCGAAGCAUAAAAUUACCUUGGAAGUGCGCGAUAUGAAUCUUUAUUCUCUUGAAGUGUCCACCAACACCGGACAGUCGCAUAACAACUUACCGAUGAGGGCCGAGGAUAUGUACUCCUGUAAGGAGUCUGGCAGGCCGAUAUUGCAUGACACGACGCUGAAGAUUCUGGUGGAGAAACAGAAUACGCUGACGCAGAGUAUGAAUUUCCUGCUGGACAUUGACGAAUUUACGAGUAACAGCCCGAUUGUUCAGGUGAACGGUGCCGUGAUAACGCCGCUGAAGGUAUCUUUGUCACGUGGCCAAUAUGAGCAAUUACUCGACACUUUUCAUCGAUUGUUCUCCAUGCCCGCGGUAACUCCUACAGCCGCGGUUUCGACGGAAUACGACGAUCCGGACGGAGUAUCCGACUACUCGGAUAAACUGGAUCUCUGCGUGAAGGUCUCGUUUGAGCUGCCCAUCCUCAGCGUGGAGCUGAAGCAGGCGCACUCGGAACAGCCACUGGUAGAGCUGUCGAUGCGUGACUUUGUCGUCAAGUACGAUAAAUUGCAUCGGAACGAGUCUAGCGUGCAGGUCGCGCUGCGUUCCCUGUUGAUGGAAGAUCUUCUCUGUCCGAUCGGCUCGAGGCAUCGUUACAUGAUGCAGUCUUCGGCGCCUACGCGUGCAAAAUUGCUCACGGGCGCUUCGAAAUCCUGUCCGGAUCUCGCCUUCACGCGACAGUACAAGAACUUCGCUAUCGGUCGUGGCAGUUUACCGGAUCGUCUGGAGACGGACACUUUGUACGGCGCCAUUCCGCCUCACUGGCGCAGGAAACCGACGAUCUCGUCGGCCGAAACGCCGAACACCCCGCCACCCUCGCCGGGCGGCAUCACCAGCGAAGAGAACCUGGUGCUAAUGAGCAUCACCAUGACGCGACCCGAUGAAGGGAUCGUCACGGGGGAAGAUCAGUUUUACCGGAAAAUGGUAACCGUGGACUUCAAUUGUCUGGACUUAGUGAUAAGCGUGGAGUCGUGGAUGGUGGUGUUUGACUUCUUUGGGAUUGCAGGCCUGUCUGGGACGGCGGGUACCGAAAUCCCCACGCGUCAAACCACGCCGGACAGCGAUAGCGUUAGCACAGGCAGCAAGGUAGACGACAAUCUGCCGGUGAUAUCGGAAACCGAGAUAGAAGUGAGGUCGUUGACGCUGGUGUUGACGCAAUUGGAACGCGAGAUAGCCAAGGCCAACGUGUCCAACGCCAGUCUGCACAUUCUCAAAGCGGUGGACGGCAAGACCAAAAUAUCGGGAUCAUUAGGUUCGAUGUCAUUGCUGGAUUUGACGCCACAUGGUAGAUUCUAUCGCGAGAGAUUCCUAUCGUCCGGCAGGAAGGCCCUGAACUUCCAAUACUCCAGCUACGCCGACUACGAGGAUCGACCACACGACGCACGACUGAAGCUGGAGAUGUCCGCCGUGCACUACGUUCACACGCAGAGAUUCGUGGCGGAGUUGCAGGCUUUCUUCGGGCAUUUUUCGCAGCUGUGGAGCAUCAUGAAGAACCUACGGGCUGGCGUCGGUGCCGUCAUAGACAUGAACAAGCGUGGUACACGACUGUCCUUGCAAUUGCAUGCUGGUGCACCAGUGAUACUGUUGCCAGUGAGUUCCAGAUCUGACGAAUUGAUUCUACUGGAUUUGGGAGAGCUCACGGCUCACAACAGAUUUGACGUGUCGACGAUCGUUCCGGAAUGCUUGCUGGACGUGAUGCUGCUCGAGCUGGUCAACAUGGACGUGUACGCGGCGCGAAGAUACAAGUGUGACGACACAAACUUGAACGAAGACGCGGACACUUUGACGGUAGGUGGCUUUCUGAUCAAGAAAAUGGGCUCCUCGCUGCUCACGGAGAAGUGCCAUUUGAAACUCCGCGUCGAGCGGAAUCUCGACACUUAUAUUAACCGCGACAUACCCGAUCUCAGCGUGCACGGUAUACUAUCGACGAUGGAUUGUGCCUUGGAUCCGGAGCAAUAUAUGCUGAUUCGUGGUCUUUUGUCCUACAACAUCGGCGAGAACUUGGACGAUUUGCGUCUUCUGGUGCAAGACCUGAAUCACACGGUGGAAUAUGCGAUUCCGACGGCGGAUAAUCACUUGAAGACCUGGACCCGAUCCUGCAUAAUUCUCGAGCUAGUGAACGUGACCGUAAAAUUACAUCCCAGUCAUAACAUCGCAGCGUUGGCGUGCAUCAACUUCAUCAAGUCCCGAUUGACCCUGGACUCGCUGAGCGACGGUUCGCAGGACAUCGAUCUUGUGUCGCAGGAGAUUCUGAUUGUGGACACGCGUUUCCAGAAUGAACCGGUUGAUCGGCAGUGUAACGUAUUCACGCAAAUCCUGCAGCCGUUGAGGAACUCGACCGACACCAACGUCAAGAAGGAUCUCGUUCAAGCCGAAGUGCAUCAUCGGAAGCGCAAGGCUUAUUCAGCGACUACCAUCCUGUUGCACAGCAUGCGAUUGACUGCCAUUCUAGACUGGUGGCAGGCCGUACGAGACUUUCUGCUGCUAAACUCGCCUGAACCGGAACCUAUAUCCUGCACUGCUCAGAUAUCAGUAGUUAAUCAAGAAGCGGAAGUCGACAGUGCCGCAACCAUACCGUUUGAGUUGAAGAUCAACAUCAUUGAUUCCGAAUUGGUCAUCGUCGAGGACACCGCGAUUCUCGACACCAACGCGGUGAUUCUCAAAACUACCGCUGUUUUGUCCUAUCGCUCGAUGUCGCAGGAGGGCGAGAAGCCACUGUCCUGCAAUCUCUCGAAUUGCGAAUUAUUUUCCUGCAUUUUAGGUCUGGAAAACGAGACUGCCUUGUCGAUCAUAGACCCGGUUGGAGCAAGCCUAGAACUAACUCAAGACAAGUGUCUGGAGGCCCAAUUGCAACCGCUGUGCGUCAGAUUAAGUUACCACGACGUGACCAUGUUUUCUAGAAUGUUGAGCUCACUUCCCAAGCAGACCUUAUGGGCAAAACAGAGAUUUAGCGAAACAGUAACGGAGGGUAGCCAGAUGUUAGCGGAUACUCAGGUGUUGAAACUGGCCAACCUGGGGUUUGCGGAAGCCGACUGCAAGAUCGCAUUGGACCGCUGCGAUGGCCAGCUGGACGACGCUGCUCUCUGGCUUACGCAGAAUGCGGAGCCGUCAGGUUCAGAGGUCGCGAUCGCAGCGGCGACCGACGACUCCGUCUUUCGUGCGGUGGAGUUGGAAGCAUCUUGCAUCCGAAUCUGCAUCAUCGACGACUGCCGUGACGCGGACGUGCCGCUACUGGAGAUCACCCUGGCGGACUUUAGCAUGAGGAAAAUAAAUCAGCAGCCUGGUUUGCUGUCUGGCAUCUUUAGCGUAGAUUAUUACAAUCGAGUGUUGAGCGGCUGGGAACCGUUUGUCGAGCCUUGGCAAGCAAACAUUGAAUGGGAAGAGGCGCUCGCUGGCUCUCUCGAGUCAAAGAGAAUGUAUGUAUCCAUCAACUCUGAGGAUUCCGUGAACGUGAACGUUACCCUGACGUUGGUGGAGCUCGUGCAACUAGUUAAACACAAUUGGACGCAGGAUUACUUGUCCAUCGAUAGUACGAUCAUCGGGAAAUCGGCGACGAAGGGACAAGUAUACCGACGUCGAUCGCCCUUCGUACCUUUUGCCUUGAAGAACGAUACCGGUUGUAGACUUUGGUUUAAAACAUUUAUUGCCAUCGCGGACGAUACUAUAGAUAUCAACAAAACGUCAUCUCAAGCGAAGAAGAACGUCUCGAACAAAGACGAUACGUGGAUAGAGGUAACUCCUGGAGGUACAAUGUCGUUCACAUUCGAAGGUAGAGGCAAGAUGAGACAUCACUCAACCCACAUCAUCAGAAGACAUCAGAUCGCGGUUUUGAUCGAGGGAUGGAAAGCGGUGGAUCCUGUAACUGUCGAUCGCGUAGGCAUUUAUUUCAGACACGCGAAUGCUGACAUCCCCGGAUCUCAGGCAAUAACACCGAAAGCUAGAGUCGUAUUCGCUGUAGAAUUGGAAGGAUCUGCCAGGAAAUUAGUCACUAUUAGAUCAGCCCUCCAGGUAUCCAACAAGCUAACUCACCCAAUUGAGAUCAAGAUGGAACAAUCUUUGAAUCAGCUGUCGGCAUAUUUACCGCUGACCUCGGCUAACACUGGGAGAAUUCUCCAAGUACCGGCACAGUCGGUGAUGUCUGUCCCUUUGACGCAUACUGGAGUGCAAAUGUGUUUCAAACCUCACAUCUCGAACUAUUUGUUUCAAUAUUGCGUGGAAUCCGUAGACUGGACGAUAGUUAAGAAGCCGUUGGAAGUGACGGAAAGCUACAUCACUUGUCGAACCAAUCAACAUAACAUAUUCAGAAUGUGCGUAGCAGUAAGACGAAACAAUUAUCCGCUCGACGGUGUGCAAGUAUUACCGGCGCAUACAAUCACGAUAAUGGCUCCGAUAACGCUAACGAACUUAUUACCGUACGAAUUGAUGUACGAAGCAGGCGUAGAAGGCGGCAGAGUCGCCCCAGGUUGCAGCGCGGAUCUGCAUUGCGCCAAUCUAAUCGAGCAUCUGGAAAUUGCAAUUCAAUUGGACGGUUAUCCGGGGUCUGGAAUAAUAAUAUUACCACCGAACAGCUGUUCCUUCACCGCUCGUCUCAAACUGCUGGAUUCUGCCAGCAGGAUGCUGUGCCUACAGGCGGCUGUGAUCGUGGAGAAGGGUUCAGCUGUACAAAUCAAUAUCACUGCACCUUACUGGAUUGUAAACAAAACUGGUUUACCGUUAGUAUUUAGGCAAGAGGGAGUCGGCAUAGAAGCAGCGGGACAAUUUGAAGAGCAUGAAAGAGCGAGGAUGGUGGCACCGUUACUAUUCUCGUUUAGCGACGAGGAGGCCAGUAGGACAUUGUCGGUUAGAAUCGGCACCGAGGUGCAUCCUUACGGGAUACCACAAUGGUCUCAGCACUUUCAUCUACAACCUGGCAUUCAUGUUCACCGUUUGAGAAUUAGCCUGCGCGACGGUAGACCCGACAUAGUCUAUUUGAUCAGUGUAGCUACUCGCGCAGCAAGAGGAAGAUAUAGAGCUACUACAGUAGUCACGUUAUCACCGAGAUAUCAAUUACACAAUAAAUCGUCUUAUACGUUGGAGUUGGCUCAAAAGUGUUUCACCACGACUGUUUCUCAUCCGGAUGCUCAGGCAACAUAUAUAACGACCAUGCCCGAUUGUCACAUGCCUUUUCACUGGCCACGGCUGGACAAGGACUUAUUGCUCUGCGUGAGAAUCACCAAUGUACCGGAUUGCAUGUGGUCAGGUGGCAUCAGAUUAGACGACAAUUAUUCAUUGACCAUUAAUGUCAGAGACAUAAUGGGGAAAAUGCAUUUUCUACGGGUAGACGUGGUGCUACAGGAGACUACCUACUUCAUUGUAUUCACGGAUGCUGAUACUAUGCCACCGCCUAUAAGAGUAGAUAAUUUCUCGGAGGUUCCGUUGAUCGUCAAUCAGAUUAGAGUCCCUGAUAAUUUGCAAUGGACCGUAAGACCUCACUCGUCGGUACCAUACGCUUUAGAUGAACCAAUACAAACUGCCGGUUUGGUGUUAACCGCACCUGGAGGCGUCAUAGCCUCUUACGACUUAAAUAUACUCGGAGAGGGCAGAGGACUAACCUACGAAAACUUUAUUUACAUUGCGUUCUCAGGCACCUUCAAGACCGAUUCUGAUCUUGGAUCAGGCGAAAGCGACCUGGAUCCGCUGGACGUGGAAACUCAGAGAUUAGUCUUGGAAGCUGGCCCUGGUGGGUGGGUCGCUUUACGAAGGAAACAGUAUGGUGAUAGGGCACAACUUUGGAGAAUGACCGGUGACGGGCAAUUGCAGCACGAAGGUUCUAGUCCACCAAGGGACAAGCAUUUUAAAACUCCGGACACGAUAUACGUUUUGGACAUAGCGGGCACCGCGCCGCAACCGUUUAAUUAUUGUGCCCUCGCUUUGAAGAAGCCGGAUCCUAGGCGAAGAUCGACGCAGACCUGGCGAUUCACCGAUGAUGGACGUUUGUGCUGCGCGCAUAAAAAUAUGUGUGUUCAGUCGAAAGACGGCUUUAUGGGAUUAUACGAAGGCGGCAGUGUCGCCCGUUGGCAAAUGUGGAGCGAAGCGGUAUUGGGUCCGCAAAUGCACGGUAAUCCACCUCCGAUUGAACAACGAGUGGGUAGACAAAAAUUACGCCCUGGUUCUGGAUUCUUAUCUGUCAGAGUCACCACUGACGGUCCGACUCGCGUUUUGCAAGUUCUGGACAUUAAAGAAAGAAAAAAAACGUUUGCCCUACUCGAAGAACGCGACUGGUCGCACAUCGCUGUGAAUCACCGGCCUACCCGGAUCGAUGCCGAUAUGAAAAAGAUGGAUUCCGGUGAAUUGGACCUAAAAGUGAACUUAUCGGCCGGCCUCGGAUUGUCCAUCGUGUCGCAACGUCCCCUGGAAGAGCUCUUGUUCGCGCGAUUAGCUGGAAUAUCCCUGGACAUGUUGCAAACCCCGUUAAAUACCACGUUGGACCUGAGCGUUGCUGACGUGCAAAUCGACAAUCAGCUAUUCGAAGCUCAAUGCACGUCGGUUUUGUUCGUCACACGUUCAUCCCGCUCGGAAGAUGAGUAUCGACCCGCCCUCCACCUGGCCGCGGAGAAGCUGCAGUCGAAGAAUCAAAACGCCGAGAUAUAUAAACACAUCAUAGUGAGUGUCAAGGCCUUGUGCGUACAUUUGGAGGAGAAAUUUAUCCUAAAACUGGCAGCGUUUCUCGGAAUUGGCAAGUCAGAGCUGGAAAUGCCAGUGGACGAGAAUGAUUUCAAAGCGCAAAGAUUUAUCUCCGAGGUGUCUGCCGCGCAUGCCAAAAGAUAUUACUUUGGCGCCCUGAAGCUCGUUCCUAAUCAGGUAAAACUUAGUGUACUUACUACGACAAAGUUGCCGCAUCAUCUGCAAGCCGUAAAGAGAAAAUUAGGCUUGACUCUGAUCAAUUUUGAGAAUGCCACUAUCGAAUUGGAGCCAUUCGUGAAGAAGCAUCCUUUCGAAAGUAGUCAAUUCUUAAUGCACUCCAUCGUGAAGCAUUACAAAGAUGAAUUGAAAUGGCAAGCUGCAGUUAUUCUAGGUUCCGUGGACUUUUUAGGGAAUCCUCUUGGAUUCAUGAACGACGUAACGGAAGGUGUUUCCGGUCUUAUAUACGAAGGCAGCGUGAAGAGUCUAGUGAAAAAUGUCACGCACGGUAUUUCAAACUCGGCAGCGAAAGUGACGGAAUCUCUGUCAGACGGUUUGGGAAGAGUGAUCAUGGAUGAAAGACACGAAGAGGCCAGACAGAGGAUCCGAGCAAACACCACAGGCAGCAGCGAUCAUUUGGUGGCAGGCUUAAAAGGUUUCGGCUUUGGUCUGUUGGGUGGUGUCACUAGUAUAUUCAAGCAGACCUACGAUGGAGCAACUAAUGAGGGUUUUCCAGGUUUCUUUGCGGGUUUCGGAAGAGGAGUAGUUGGGACGAUAACAAAACCGGUCGUCGGGGUUUUAGAUCUGGCGACGGAAACAGCUAGUGCUGUACGAGAGACAAGUAGAAGUGCUCAUCGCGCGAUACCGAGACGCGAUCGACCUCCACGUGUCGUCAGUGGUUCUACCGGAUUGCUGCCGCCAUAUAAUCGCCAGCAGGCUGAAGGACAAGAGUUCCUAUAUAGCAUUAACAAUCGCGACUACUCGGAACUUUUCGUGGCUUACGAGUGUCUGUGCAGCGGUACGGAGAAUCUUAAAGUGCUCGUGUCGAACGAGAGAGUACGCGUUAUCUCGGGUGGCACGAAGGCCGUGGUAACCCAGGUCAACCUGGCGGAUCUUUUGCGUUGUCAACCGAUGCAGAAGACGCAAAGCAACAGUGUGAUCCUGUAUUAUAUAGAGCUGAUAUCCAGAUCCGAUUCAUCAGCCGCGGUCAAUUUGGACGGAGUGCCUGAGCUGUUGAGGCGACCGAAAGUGCGCUGCGACAACGAGGAGGUGGCAAAACGCGUAUCGCAACAAAUCAAUUAUGCCAAAGGGAUGCACGAGGAACGCAGUCUGACGUUAUCAUCGUCGGAUAAUAUGUUGGACGACGUACAAUACUAUAAGUAAUUUGUUAGAGCGAAUCUCGACUAGAUUUCUUUCUUCUGACAUACAUGAUUCUUUGACAUGCUAGUCGACUUUUCUCGUAGAACGCACGAUCGGAUAUGGAUCCUUGCCUUAGUUACGACGCUUAAUGUUAAGUUUAAAAAGACUGAUGCAAAGUACCAUAAUAAUUAAAUAACUAUACCUGACGGGGUAUGAGUCGCUCGUGAUUUAAACGUAAUUGAAUUAUGGUUUCGCGUCUUACAGUUGUGACGCAAGAUAAUAAACGCAGGAAUUUUUGAUACGUAUUAAUAAGAUGUAAAAAACUUAUAAAAUAGAUAGAACUCUGAGAGAAAUUUUCUAACAAUGUACAUACGCGCGCGUGUAUAUUCUGUAAUAUCGCAAAUACAUGAUUUUGCAUGAUGCAUGUUCAGGGUGUCCUAGAGUCAUUACUUUACGGGAUAUGUGAUACUUUGGAGUCGAUUGUUUUUAAUGAAAACGUACGAGAAAUUUUAUAAUCUCUGUGAUAAAAAACUAACAACUUUUCGUUAUCAUUUUUAAUUAUUUUUUAAUGACUCUUUCAAAGUCUCGACUUUAAAAUAGAUUUGAAAUGUGUUCUUUCAGAUUUCUAAUUAGGACAUGUUGAUUUUGAAACACACUGUACAUGCAUUUAUAUGUACAUAUGUAUUAAAAAGUAGCGAAUUACUUAUCUACGAAAUGAGAUGACUUAGACUUAAUGCGAUACAUUAGGAGCAAUUAAACAAAAAUUUUUAAUAUAUGUUUACAUCCAACAAAAUAUAAAUGUUAUAAAACAUUAAUUUUUUAUGCACAUUUCUUUAGUAGCACAUGUGUCUCUUUGUUUAAUCCUAUUUACACUUUCAGUUUUCUAAAUAACUUAAUGUGCUACUUUAUACAGAAACAAUGUACAUUUCAUCUCAAGGCUAUUCAAGACGAUCUGUAACUUGUGACAAAAUUCAAGAAAGAGUUCUAUUUAUAAUUUUAUACGUCGCAUGUAUUUUAAUGUAUGUGUCUUUUGAUAUAUAUUUUCAUUUGUAUUGUAUUUUACGCAUUCAAAUAUUUUCU